Messenger RNA from Ostrinia nubilalis (European corn borer), 6201 nucleotides. RefSeq names its product tetratricopeptide repeat protein 39B-like. Gene Ontology annotation, molecular function: protein binding. Bases 171 to 2483 code for a protein of 770 amino acids. NCBI's taxonomy places the organism in Eukaryota, Metazoa, Arthropoda, Insecta, Lepidoptera, Crambidae. The record is from RefSeq and is a predicted model, not a curated record. The transcript has 19 exons.
UGGUGUGGAGAGGAGUGCUAAUCAUCUGUUUUGUGAGCGGUCCGUGUUUAUUCGACGAACGAGUCCAAUUACACAAAUUUUCUAUCUGGUCUUCAGCUCAGCUUAAUUUAAUUAGGUGAGAUGAUGCGCAAGAUAUAGAGUUCAACACGCCAUAUAAACUCGAUAGGAAAAUGGCGCUGAAACAAGAAAGUGCUCCCACUCUCACUCCGUCCCGUCUGCCUGCGGCCUUUCGGGAGGGUGGCAUUCCUCCUCUCGCCUCCGAGGACUUCGACGAUGUUGAUGACUUCGUUGACGCAGUCGCAGAGCAGUCCAAAUGUGACAUGGACUUGCAACUAGCAUUUGAAGACUGUGAGGUUGCCAUUAGAAAAUUCUUUAAUAACGAUUUAGUGGGGGCUAUGGACAUCAUGUCGCCAUGGUGUCGCACGUCCCUAUACCACAGCUUAGGGGCGUCCAUUUUUGAGUUCAUUCCCGCCAUUCUUACCUUUGAUCACGGGCAAAUCAAUCGCGCGUUAUCAGCACUGAAGAUCUGCAUUAAUUUAUGCAACCAACACAGGCGGAAUUUCACGCUUGUCGAGAGCAUUGGGACCAUUAUCAAAAAGCCCAAUUACAGUUCGUACACUGACAUGGAAGCUCACGCCGAGCUAUGUUACGCUGAAGCCCUUCUACUGCAAGCCGCCAUGACAAUAAUGGAGGGCGAGGACCUGACCGGCUUGAUUAAAGGGACUAUCAAAGUCAAAAGCUGUUACAACAGUUACAAAGACUGCGCGAAGAUUCUAGAGAAAAAGAGGUGGGAUAAUGAAGAGUCCAAGAUCCAUUUCCACAGCGGCGUGCGGCUCGGAACGGCUACCUUCAACCUGAUGAUCUCGCUGCUGCCGCCGAAGAUCAUCAGCCUGCUGGAGUUCGUGGGCUUCUCCGGGAACAAGGCUCUCGGCUUAGCUGAGCUGGAGGCUGGCUCCCGCGCGCCCGGGAUGAGAUCAGUUCUCUGCGAUCUCACACUCCUUGGUUACCACCUCGUCAUCUGCCACUUCAUCGGCUCUACUGGCGACCUGCAAAUAUGCGAGAAGAUCCUCAAGAAGGAACUUAAGGUGUACCCGAACAGCGUGUGGUUCCUGGUUUUCAAGGGGCGUCUGGAACUCCUGCGGGGCCUGUUCGAGCCGGCCAUCGCGACCUACAACCGCGUCGUCCUCAACCAGGAGACGUGGAAGCAGUUCCGCCACGUCUGCUACUGGGAGAUCAUGUGGGUUAACGGGCUUAUGAUGGACUGGCGCGAGGCCGCCUUAUACGCCGGCAAGCUGAUCGAGGAGAGCUCCUGGUCGCGCACCGUCUACUCCUACACGCGCGCCGCCAUGCUGCUGCAGCUGGGCGACAAGCUGACCGCGGCCGAGAGGCAGCAGUGCAACGAGCUGCUCAGACUCCUGGUCGCGCACCGUCUACUCCUACACGCGCGCCGCCAUGCUGCUGCAGCUGGGCGACAAGCUGACCGCGGCCGAGAGGCAGCAGUGCAACGAGCUGCUCAGCUGACGACUGGCGCUGACCGAGAAGACUCCUGGUCGCGCACCGUCUACUCCUACACGCGCGCCGCCAUGCUGCUGCAGCUGGGCGACAAGCUGACCGCGGCCGAGAGGCAGCAGUGCAACGAGCUGCUCAGACUCCUGGUCGCGCACCGUCUACUCCUACACGCGCGCCGCCAUGCUGCUGCAGCUGGGCGACAAGCUGACCGCGGCCGAGAGGCAGCAGUGCAACGAGCUGCUCAGCUGACGACGACUGACGCUGACCGAGGAGACUCCUGGUCGCGCACCGUCUACUCCUACACGCGCGCCGCCAUGCUGCUGCAGCUGGGCGACAAGCUGACCGCGGCCGAGAGGCAGCAGUGCAACGAGCUGCUCAGGAACGCGUCGUUCUACAAGCAGCGCAUCGCCGGCAAGUCGCUGCCGAUGGAGAAGUUCAUGAUCAAGCGGUGCGCGCGCUACGUGGCGCAGGGCGGGCAGCUCAUCCUGCCCGGCGUCGAGCUGCUCUGUCUCUGGAACAUGUUCCAUAUUCUGGCCAAGAACAACCGCGGCGCGCAGAGCAUUCUCAAGCUGAUCGAGUCGACUCGCGACCGGCUGGAGUCAGGCCCGCAAGAGUGGAUGGCUGGCUACGACGCGGACAACCGCGCGCUCCUGCGCUAUCUACACGGCUGCUGCCUCGCCGCCAUGGGGCUGCCGCGGCUGGCGCUCGAGACCCUCGACUCGGUGUUCCAAUUGAAGAAUGACAUAAAAGAGGACACUUUCUUGCUUCCGUACUCGGUCGCUGAAAUGGCCAUGUGCCAUUAUCACCUUGGCAACAAAGACCGCGCCAUACAAAUGCUUCAGGAUGCCAGGAAAAAAUAUUCGGGAUAUUCCCUGGAGUCGAGGUUACACUUCCGCAUGCAUUCCAAGAUGCAACUGGUCAAGAGCAGCUCCCCCGAUAACUCGGCCUCCAGCAAAGCCACCACCAGCGUGUAAACUGACAACCCUGCGAUUAAGGGCGCCUUCAAAUUUGCCGCAGGGUGCAGCACUGAAGCCGCACUGCUGUCGCUAAGCUUGAGAAUCGUAGUGUUAUACAUUUAGUUGCACGAUGGACUUUGACGAAGAAACACUGCUCUUAGUAUUACUAUUAAAACGAAAAAGGAUUUUCGGCAAAAAACACGUGAGCGCAGUCACUAGUCGAUCGAUGAACUGAUGCGUGGCCGCAGCGCGGCACUUUGCAGCAUAUUGUAGACGCCCUAACAACCAUUCGAAUAUUUCCCGCUUAUACCAAAUCAAAUUAACAUCAUUGAAUCAAUCAUAUUGCUUACGUCUUCUCGUAGCUGCCAUUAUAAAUGGUGCCCUACUUUUAUACUUUUUAUAUAACCCUUUAUAUUACAUAGGCAUUAUAAUAGUAUCCAUUUGAAGUUUGAACUAUAUUUUCUAUAAUAUGUAUACCCAAACAACGCUUUCGUAACAACUGCCUUUGCGUGAAUUUCUUGAACGUACACAAUGUUUUACUUUAUGUAAGUAGACAAAGAUUCUAAAAUAUAUAGAUACGUCAUUAUAGAAAUAAAAUUACAUUGUACAAAAUAGUGAAACAGAUUAACGACUGACGUACAAUAUAUCUCGAAUUUUAAUUUUAGUUAUAACAUUUAAAUGAUGUAUGUUUGGCUCGAACGAAUUACCUACUUUAGAUGCCAAAUUAUAUUUAAAUAAGUUUCUUAGAAAAUAUUAACGUCCUGAAUCUGAAAAGCUGUCCAUGACUUGUGUAAACCAGCACUGACUGCAAGUUUCAAUUAAAUUACAAUCAUUUUACGAAAGAAUUUUGAUUCGAUACGAAAUAAAUUUGAUUAAUGUGACGUCACGUGUGACAGUCUCUGCACACAAAAAGAUUCACACUGUAGCUUGGUACUCUUCAAUGGUAGAUAAAUUCUAACUUACCUUCCUACGGAUUGCUACGUAUACAGGAUUUGAAAAGUUUCUAAUAUAUUAAGUGCACUGAAAAUAAUAUUACGUACCUACAAAAUAUACCUGAUCACUGUCUCAUGAGCAUAUCCUUUAUGAUUAUCAAAGAAAUAUAUAAUAAACCAAGGAUUUCUGAUAUUCUAAACUAAAACAUAUUUGAAUAUGGUACAUAAUUAUUAUGUUAACCAUAAGAAAUAAGUCAAUUCGGAUUAAUUCUUAAAGGCGGUUAAUUUGCUCAGUUUCUAGAUACCGUACUUUUUUUAUUUAAAUAUUAAAUAUGUAUGUAUAUCUCUAAAAUUAGAAAAUAGGCUUCUAUGAAGCUACAUAUUACCCUUACUUCUAAAAAUCGACCGUCUAUACAUGUAUUUUUGCAAUUAUGUUAUGAAUUAAGUUAUAUUGAUAGUAGGUACAUAAUAACCAAUUCGUGUUUUUAAACUGAAUCUCUGUGUAUGUUAAACUUAUAUUGUUAUACUUAACUAUAAUAACAAUAAUUAUUUAAUGACAAACCAGAAUGCUUGUUAAAAGAUUUCUUCAGCCUGUAUUGUACUUGUAUUAACACUAUUAUUUUCUGAACCUGUUUCCUUUUUCUUGGCAUCAUAGUAAUUUGAAUAAAGGUUCUACUAAUAAUAUUUUAGGUCUUUAAUGUGAGGUAUUAUUAUAAUUAAUUACCGAAUGUUGAAUACCAACGCAUUCAUUGACAAUACCUUGACAAUCUCUGUGUACUGUGUAUUUUGUGGAUUGAAUUUUAUUCUGACUUUGUUAGUGCACUAUUUAAUUCACUGAUUUAAUUUGAAUCUUUUGUUGGUCUACUUUUUUAUGUAGAAAUUAUUGUGUUAUAUUUUUUAACAAUUUUGUAAAUGUUAUGUUAUAUUAUUUAUUAUUGGCAAAUCAUUUUUACGUGCACCAAUUGAACGACAUCGUUUAAAAUAUACAAAAUGUACUAUGGCUAAAUGAUAUAUUUUUAUAUGCCUCGUAUAUCGCCAAUAUUGUGGUUUACAUAUAGAUAUGUAUACCUAGUACAAAAAUACAAGUAAACGUAUAUAUUUAAACAAUGCGUUUCCUAAUUUUAAUAAGGUAUUCCUAUAUGCCAUUACAUUUGAUUGUACUUAUGUGUUAAUAUUAUUUUAAUUAUAAACAAGUUGUGUUUGUUGUUUAUUCGUUUAAACCCGUUAAAAGCCGGGUGAAGUCGCUAGUUGUUAAUAAAUUAGAAUAUCUACUUUCAAGUAGGAUUUUGUGGGAAAGUACAAUAACUGCAUUUUUAUAAAAUAUUGUUAUUUAUUGAAUAUUCGGAUAUUAUAUUAUUUAAAAAUACAGAUAAUGGCUUGUACUUACGCCUAAUAAUGUAUGUAAAUUGCCAGUAUUUAUGUGUCACUAUAAGUGUCACCCAGUAGAACAUUCCAUUUUUGUGAAACUUAUUACAUAAUGUUAAUAAUGCAUUAAGAACACUUUUUAAAUAAACUGUAACUAGUAAAAUCUCAAUAUUCAAACCAAUAUACUAUAAUCACAUACCCACCAUAUAACCAUACAUAUUUCAGAUAAUGCCAGACAAAACCCCUUAAAAAUUUCCUUUUGCUUGAUCCAGGCCUAGUACUUAGUAGUUUCCUGGGUAAAAAGAGCAAGAGUUUGAAUUAGUCCGUCACUUUACUGAACAAAAAAUACUCGACACGUAUUUUUCAAACUAACGAAAUUUGAAAGAGAUAAAGCGCGCCAAAGUUCGUAUGAAGAGGCCCAUAACGUCAAGAAGUGCUUAAAAGUGUAGCACUUUCUGACGUCACGGGGAACUUCAACGCACCAUAACUUCAAAAUUACUUGUUUGUUUGACAAAUAAAAAUAUAGUAUGUGUUCAAUAUUUUUUGAUAAAAUAAUUGGCGGACUAAAAGUUAUUUUUUAUGAAAGUAGCCUAAUAGACUCACAGGAGAAAUCAGGCGUUACUUUAUUUGAGCCUGCCGGCCUUGCCUAGGGAAAACUACAUCAAUACGUUGUUUCUUAUUAUUGUAAUGAUUUAUGUAUACCAUAAUGAUCUUCCAAAUACUUUUAAAUUAUUCAGAGUACAUUAUUAAUUAAGUUAACUUUGUUGUUAAGAUUUAUUGUUUUUUAUACUGGUACUGGUAAGCCUAAAUAACGAAUUUAUGCAAUUGUCGACUUAGUAGUAUCCCUUACUUAUGUAUUGUGGUUACCAUCUUGAACAGUUUUAUCAAAAACCCGGACAAAUUGGUCACAAACUGAAAUAUGCGUUUAGCAUAAUUUAUACAAAUUGCGUUAUAGUUAUUUUCAUCUUAAUCUUAAGAUGUUUCAAUUUGAACAAAUCCAAAAAAUGGUAACCCAAUACAUAUGUUAUUAUGACAGUUCGUAUUUUAUUUAGAUAAUAUUUUUGACAGUCACGUAUUUAACAUAAUGUAGCCUAUGUACAUAAUAUGUUACCCAGGCCAUUAUUAUCGAAUCAAACGACAUUUCAUUCAUCAAAAUCCGAUGAAUUUUAGGCGCUACGGAGGCACAUAAAAUAUUACUUUCCACGUAACAUUUAGAGACGCCAUAGUCUGGUAAAAAGUCGUGGUGACCACAACGAACUGUCCAGUAAAAUAUUAUGUACAUGUUUAAUGUACUUACUAAUUAAAAUACGAGUUUACUUAUGUAAUAUUUUGUAUAAAUAUAUUACUUUGUUCCCAAUAGACUUGAUACACCUAUUUUUAUAAUGUAGAAAUCUGGUAUUUUCGAAUGAACGUAGAAAAUAAAGUAUUGAUGUAUUUAA